Molecule: messenger RNA, 1968 nt
Organism: Urocitellus parryii (Arctic ground squirrel)
Lineage: Eukaryota; Metazoa; Chordata; Mammalia; Rodentia; Sciuridae
Gene: Zic5
Product: Zic family zinc finger 5
Biological process (GO): regulation of transcription by RNA polymerase II
Cellular component (GO): nucleus
Molecular function (GO): RNA polymerase II cis-regulatory region sequence-specific DNA binding; DNA-binding transcription factor activity, RNA polymerase II-specific
Source: RefSeq, a predicted model, not a curated record
AUGUUUUUGAAGGCGGGCAGAGGGAAAAAGGUCCCCCCAGUGAGGGUCUAUGAGCCUGAUUGUGUAGUUCUGAUGGAGCCCCCUUUGAGCAAGAGGAACCCGCCAGARCUGAGAUUAGCGGAUUUGGCAACGGCUCAGGCCCAGCCGCAUCAGAAUAUGACAGGCUUCCCGGCGCUGGCCAGCCCGCCCGCCCACUCCCAACUCCGCGCUGCUACCGCGCACCUCCACCCGCGGGACCUGGGUACUGACCCCGGCGUGGCCGUCACUGCGCUUGGACCCGAGCACAUGGCUCAGGCGAGCGCUCAGAGCCUCAGCCCUCCUUCCCAGGUGCUCCCGGCGCAGUCCGAGGCUCCAGCGGCUGCUGCCCGCCCUGUGGCCGUAGUCGCGCACCCAGGCUCCGGCACCUACCCCGGCGGCGGGGGCAGCAGUGGCGCGCAGUCCUCCGCGCCCCCGCCCCCAGCCCCUCCUCUUCCUCCCUCCCCUUCACCCCCUCCUCCUUCCCCUCCCCCGCCUCCUCCUUCUGCCCUCUCGGGCUACACCACCACCAACAGUGGCGGCGGCGGCAGCAGCGGCAAAGGCCACAGCAGGGACUUCGUCCUCCGGAGGGACCUUUCCGCCACGGCCCCCGCGGCGGCCAUGCACGGGGCCCCGCUCGGAGGGGAGCAGAGGUCCGGCACCAGCUCCCCCCAGCACCCGGCCCCGCCUCCCCACUCGGCCAGCAUGUUCAUCUCUGCCAGCGGCACCUACGCGGGCCCGGACAGCGGCGGUGGCCCGGCGCUCUUCCCCGCGCUGCACGACACUCCAGGGGCUCCCGGCGGUCACCCACACCCGCUCAACGGCCAAAUGCGUCUGGGGCUGGCGGCGGCGGCAGCAGCCGCGGCGGCUGAGCUGUAUGGCCGAGCAGAGCCGCCCUUCGCUCCUCGCUCUGGGGACGCGCACUACGGGGCGGUGGCUGCCGCUGCGGCCGCCGCCCUGCACGGCUAUGGAGCCGUGAACUUAAACCUGAACCUGGCUGCMGCGGCGGCCGCAGCGGCAGCUGGGCCUGGGCCCCACCUGCAGCACCACGCGCCGCCCCCGGCGCCGCCGCCGCCGCCAGCGCCCGCGCAGCACCCGCACCAGCACCACCCCCACCUCCCAGGGGCAGCCGGGGCCUUCCUGCGCUACAUGCGGCAGCCAAUCAAGCAGGAGCUCAUCUGCAAGUGGAUCGACCCCGACGAGCUGGCCGGGCCGCCACCGCCACCGCCCCCGGCCGGCGGCGCCAAGCCCUGCUCCAAAACUUUCGGCACCAUGCACGAGCUGGUGAACCACGUCACGGUGGAGCACGUGGGCGGCCCGGAGCAAAGCAGCCACGUCUGCUUCUGGGAGGACUGUCCACGCGAAGGCAAGCCCUUCAAGGCCAAAUACAAGCUCAUCAACCACAUCCGCGUGCACACUGGCGAGAAGCCCUUCCCCUGCCCCUUCCCGGGCUGCGGCAAGGUCUUUGCACGCUCUGAAAACCUCAAGAUCCACAAGCGCACUCAUACAGGGGAAAAGCCUUUCAAAUGUGAAUUCGAUGGUUGUGAUAGGAAGUUUGCCAAUAGCAGUGAUCGAAAGAAACAUUCCCAUGUCCAUACCAGUGACAAGCCCUACUACUGCAAGAUCCGAGGCUGUGACAAAUCCUACACUCACCCGAGUUCUCUGAGGAAGCACAUGAAGAUUCACUGCAAGUCCCCCCCACCUUCUCCAGGAGCCCUUGGUUACUCAUCAGUGGGGACUCCGGUGGGUGCCCCCUUGUCCCCUGUGCUGGACCCAGCCAGGAGUCGCUCUAGCACUCUGUCCCCUCAGGUGACCAACCUCAAUGAGUGGUAUGUUUGCCAGGCCAGUGGGGCCCCCAGCCACCUCCACACACCUUCCAGCAACGGAACCACCUCUGAGUCUGAAGAUGAGGAAAUGUAUGGGAACCCUGAAGUUGUGCGGACGAUACAUUAG